Messenger RNA from Balearica regulorum gibbericeps (East African grey crowned-crane), 865 nucleotides. Lineage: Eukaryota; Metazoa; Chordata; Aves; Gruiformes; Gruidae. The record is from RefSeq and is a predicted model, not a curated record.
AGGGUCCGGAUUGACCCCCCUCCAGUCCCUGCUGUGCAGCCAGAAGAAGCACUUCCACGCCUUCACUGCCCUUCGCUGGAGCAUUUCAGAGACAACUACCUGAUUCCACAGAAGCCUGUGGUCUUAGAGGGCAUUAUUGACCACUGGCCAUGUAUGAAGAAGUGGAGUGUGGACUAUUUUUGUCAAGUCGCAGGGUGCCGCACAGUCCCCGUGGAAUUGGGUACCCGAUACACCGAUGAGGAAUGGUCUCAGAAGCUCAUGACUGUCAGUGAUUUCAUCAACCAGUACAUUGCGAAUGAGAACAGUGUAGGAUACCUUGCCCAGCACCAGCUUUUUGAUCAGAUCCCAGAAUUGAAAGAGGAUAUCAGUAUCCCUGACUACUGCUGCUUGGGCGAAGGGGAAGAAGAUGACAUCACCAUUAAUGCUUGGUUUGGUCCAGAAGGCACCAUCUCACCUCUUCAUCAGGAUCCCCAGCAAAAUUUUUUAGCCCAGGUAUUUGGAAGAAAAUAUAUCCGUCUAUAUUCACCAGAAGAUUCAGAAAACCUGUACCCACAUGAAAGCCAAAUUCUUCACAACACCAGUCAGGUUGAUGUGGAAGAUCCUGACUUAGUUAAGUUUCCCAAUUUCAGAAAGGCUGCAUUUCAGUCCUGUAUUCUGAUGCCUGGCCAGGUUCUGUUUAUUCCAGUUAAAUAUUGGCACUACGUACGAUCACUUGAUAUCAGCUUCUCUGUCAGUUUCUGGUGGUCAUAGCUUUGAAGGAUGCAUAAAGUCUGUUAGCACUGUAUUAGCAAUUAAAAAUCAGAAAAAGGAACAUCUGGCAUCUUCUAACAAGAGAAUUCUUUUUAAGCAUGAGAAUGUUCUUCCC